AUGUUGGACAAAGCAUGGGUGCAUCUUUGUAGGCUUGAUCCUGAUUAUGCGAUAGGUGCAUGGAAAUUUGUUCAGACUGUCUCUGCAAAUCAAGGAGACAAUGAGUUGAUAAUUUGCCCUUGUAUAGACUGUCGCAAUUUAGCUCGUCAUUCAUGCAGCGAGGUAGUUGUUCAUCUUGUAACACGAGGUAUGGAUGAGGUUUACAAACUGCGUAACGACUGGGACCAUCAUGGAGAAUGCAACACAGUUUUAGAAGCUGCAAGGAAAGUAACUCAGUUUAAUGAAGAGAUUGCUGGGUUAUAUAGAGCUGCUGAGUACGGAGAUGAUGAGUUUGAUAAUGGAAAUGACUUUUGUGAGACUGAAGAGGUAGAGGACAGUAGAGAAGAUGCUUUCAUGAAAAAGUUAGCAGAUGCCGAAACCCCUUUGUAUCCAAACUGUGCAAACCAUAGCAAGUUAUCAUCUAUUGUUUCAUUAUUUCGACUCAAGACAGAUAAUGGCUGGUCUGAUAAGAGCUUCAACGAUCUGCUUGGUACACUGUCAGAGAUGUUACCAGAUGGCAACGUGUUGCAUACAUCAUUGUAUGAUGUAAAGAAGUUUUUUAGGUCUUUUGAUUUGGGUUAUGAAAAGAUUGAUGCGUGUAUCAACGAUUGCUGCCUAUUCAGGAAGGAGUUUAAGGAUCUUGAAUAUUGUCCAAAUUGUAAGGCUUCAAGAUGGAAGAUUAACUUGGAAACCGGUGAGGUCAACACAGGUGUACCACAUAAAGUUUUACGGUACUUUCCAAUAAUCCCAAGGCUGAAGCGGAUGUUUAGGUCUGAGGAAAUGGCGAAAAACUUAAGGUGGCAUGCUACUAACAAGAGCAAAGAUUGUAAACUCAGACAUCCAGUAGACUCUGUGACUUGGGAUCAGAUGAGUCACAAAUAUCCUUCAUUCGCGGCUGAGGAAAGGAAUAUCCGGCUAGGACUAUCGACAGAUGGGUUUAAUCCAUUUGACAUGAAGAAUAGUCAGUAUAGUUGUUGGCCGGUUCUAUUAGUAAACUAUAAUUUACCUCCAGAUCUAUGUAUGAAGAAGGAGAAUAUUAUGCUCACCUUGCUAAUUCCUGGUCCACAUCAGCCAGGUAACAGUAUUGACAUCUACCUAGAACCUCUAAUAGAUGACCUAAACCAUUUGUGGAACCAAGGAGAGUCAGCUUAUGAUGCCUUGAGUAAAUCUGUGUUUACUCUUAAAGCAAUGCUUCUCUGGACUAUUAGUGAUUUUCCAGCCUAUGGAAAUCUUGCUGGAUGCAAAGUGAAGGGGAAAAUGGGAUGUCCUGUAUGUGGUAAACACACAGAUAGUAUGUGGCUUAAGUUUGGUAGAAAGCAUGUUUACAUGCGCCAUAGAAAGGGUCUUCCACCAUCGCAUAGGUAUCGUGUUAAGAAAACUUGGUUUGAUGGACAUACAGAACAUGGGAGAAAGUUAAGGAUUUUGAAUGGUCAUAAUAUUUCUCAUUUACUGAGAAAUUAUAAAAAUACUUUUGGGAAUUUUAAAGAGUCUGCGAAGAAGAGAAAAGUCACAGCUUGUGUGGAAGAUGAAAAUAAAAGUGAUGGGAUGUCUAGCGAUUCUGAGGAAGAGGAAGAUGAAGAAGAGGCAGUAGAUGAAGAGGAGUUGUCUAGAUGGAAGAAAAGAUCAAUAUUCUUUCGUCUGCCUUAUUGGGAGGAACUACCUGUAAGGCACAAUUUGGAUGUCAUGCACAUAGAGAGAAAUGUGGCUGCCAGUAUUAUCUCAACACUUUUACAUUGCGGAAAAUCAAAAGAUGGUCUUAGUACUCGUAAAGAUUUGGAAUAUCUUGGAAUUAGGAAAGAUUUGCAUCCUGUUACUAGAGGUAAGAGAACUUAUCUUCCAGCAGCUCCUUGGUCUUUGUCAAAGACAGAGAAGAAAGUCUUCUGCAAAAGACUUAUUGAUUUUAAGGGACCUGAUGGAUACUGUUCAAACAUUUCAAGGGCUGUAUCAUUAGAAGACUGUAAGGUACAAGGUCUCAAAUCACAUGAUUACCAUGUGUUGAUGCAACAACUCCUCCCAGUUGCAAUUAGAGGUUUAUUACCAAAAAGUCCUAGACUAGCAAUCAUACAUUUGUGUACAUUCUUCAGCCACUUGUGUCAACGAGUCAUUGAUAUGGAACAGAUUUCAGUAAUGGAAGCUGAAAUUGUUGAAACUAUAUGUAUGUUUGAAAGAUAUUUUCCACCCAGCUUCUUUGAUAUAAUGGUUCACUUGGUCAUACAUCUCGGAAGGGAAGCUAGACUAUGUGGCCCAGUUCAGUUUCGUUGGAUGUACCCUUUUGAAAGGUACAUGAAAGUUUUGAAAGACUUUGUUAGAAACCCGGCAAGACCAGAGGGUUGCAUUGCUGAGUCAUAUUUAGCAGAGGAAUGUAUCAGGUUCUGUAGUGAUUUCCUUAAAAAGACAACCAAUGUAGAAGAGAAAUUAGAUAGGAAUACUGAGUAUGAGAGCAACUCUAUCAUAGAGGACCGGCCAAUAUCAGCAGCAACUGAAUUUUCUCUUACUGAUAUGGAAAAGAAAGUAGCCCAUCUUGCUGUUCUUCAUAAUACGGCUGUCAUGGACACAUAUGUCGAUAUGCACCUACAAUAUCUACAAGAAACAAACACCAAAUGUAGACGUGAUGCAACGGUUUUAUGGCGUACUCAUACUCAGGAUUUUGCAGCUUGGGUUAAAAAUGAGAUAAAGAUUGAUUCAGAUCAGCAUGAUGAGAGACUUAAAUGGCUAGCCUAUGGUCCCCGGAGUAGUGCAAGGUCAUAUACAGGUUAUAUAGUUAAUGGACAGCGGUUUCACACGACUUCAGUUUCUAAGCAAACUCAAAAUAGUGGAGUCUUCUAUGAGGCAACUGCAAUGUGUAGAGCGAGUGCAAAGGAUACUUCACAAGUGGCAGAUUUAGUUACUUACUAUGGGAGAGUAAUAGACAUUAUACUCUUGGAUUAUAAUGUCUUUUAUGUUCCUAUAUUCCGGUGUCAACGGGCAGUUAGAGGUAACGGGGUUAAAGUAGAAGAUGGGUUCACGUUAGUAAACUUGAAUCAGAGUCAAGUUUCCUUUAUGAAAGAUCCUUUCAUAUUGGCAUCUCAGGCUAAGCAAGUGUUUUACUCGAAUGAGAAUGAUGAAUCUGGUUGGUGUGUAGUGUUAAGAGGUCCUUCCAGAAGAUAUAAUGAGAAAGUGGAAGCAGAUGAAAACACAGAUAUAGGACCAUUGCCAUCAAUAAUUCAAAUGGAUUCUGAGUUAGAGGAAGAAGAAUGUGCUCAAAAUGCUAGAGCUGAUUGUGAAGGCAUAUAUGUGAAUUAA
Camelina sativa (false flax) is the source of this 3321-nucleotide messenger RNA. RefSeq lists its product as uncharacterized. NCBI's taxonomy places the organism in Eukaryota, Viridiplantae, Streptophyta, Magnoliopsida, Brassicales, Brassicaceae. The record is from RefSeq and is a predicted model, not a curated record.